GUUUAAGAGUUAGCAACACUGCUGCAGGCUCAUUCCUCCAUGGUCCAGGGUGCAGGUAACUGACACAGCAGAGAAGGAGAAGAUCCUGAGGCAGGAAGUGCCAAGGACUGGAUGAGUGAAAUGAUUCCUGGCAGAAGACCUGUGUGUGUCUACAUCCCCACUGCUGUCUCAUCCAAAUCUGACUUGCAGCUGCUCUCCUUGACAAACGGCAUCCAGACCGGCACUUUGCUUCCAGCAGAUGACAUCCAGAUGUUCCCCUUGCCCACAGGACAACUCUCGCCCACAGGACAACUCUCACCUGUUCUUUUUCCUUCAGCACUUAGUGCUGAGAGAUAGACUGCCUUUGAACAUGCAGGUUCCUUUAGACUGGGCUGGCCUCUAGCCUCUCGCGGUCUUUGAGUUCUCAACUCCCUGACACUCUGCCUCUCCAGGUCUCCUGGGCCUCUUCUCAGCUUACUAUGCCUUUAACAGAGACAGGAGUUGAUGGAUCUGCUCUCACUGGACAGAAUGAAGUUGAAGUGGUGAAGAGGGUGAAGACUUUCUGCUGGAGGCCUAGAAAAGGUUGCACCAAAGAAGAUGAAAUCCUAUUUUCUGCUGCCCCACAAAAUAAGACAGGAGGCAAUGGCUUAACUGGUCCAGCAGAAGUUGUGACAGAUGACAUGACAAGCAGUUUAGAUGAGUCUGAUGAUUUGGAUUCGGAUGUUGAAGACUGCAGCAUGCCUACAGAUACAGUUUUUCCUGAGUUGAAAACUGCAUCCCACUAUGAGAAAGAGGACUGGGAUAAAGAGCUGGCGGACAGCAAAUACAGUGACAAUCCUUAUGAUUUUGAAGAUGUUAUCCACUGUGGAAGUUUCCAAGAUCAGGAUCCAAUGGCAUCGUGCUCUCUUCAAGAAGAGCCUUUGUAUGACCCAAGCUUGCAUCAUGUAGCACCACUGACUGUUAGCCAGCUGCAGGCCGUGCUGGUGGAUGGCCAGUUUGAUGAUGCUGUUGACUGAAGCUCUCCCAAUGUUGGGGUAGAAAUUUUAUUUCUAAAUUGGAUUCCUUCCAUGAAACUGACCUGAGACAUAGCAACUGUCUCUUAUGCUCCAAGUAAGGAUUGCUGGCCUGUCUGAAGACCAUUUGGAAAUGACUGAAUGGCAAAUCAACUGCUGGGAAGCAGAAAACUAGAUCAUCUGGAACCAGAUGAAUGGCCCUUCUUGAUUUUAAAAACUGAGUUGGCUUUUUACUUUGGGUUUUUACUUUGAUGUUGCUGGCCUGGUUAUUAAGGUCCGCCAUCAGUGAACAUCCCAUAUGGAGCUGGAAAUACAAAUUUAUGUGUCUCACAACAUAACUGCUGCAGUUCAGUUUGUUAAAGACAUUUAUUUAUGAAGUUGGAAACCUCCAACCUUGAAGUUGGAGGAACAGAUCUUUAUAGGAUUACUCUGAAGAACAGAAGCGGUUUAAUUUUGUAUGGUGUAUGUGUCAUUUGAUAUGCUUGUCACUGUAAAUGUGGGAAGACGCUGUUUCAUCAUUUGCCUAGGACCUGAAUGCUUAUGCUUGCCUUGCAUCAGCUUAUUCGUGUAAAUGUAAUGGAGAUUUUAACAAUAAUAAUCAGGUUAGCACUGUUUAGUCCUGGAAAUAUAGAAAUUACUCCAAAUUGUUCUUGUUUUGUUGGAAGUGUUCAAAAUUUUUGCAGUGGAACAAAGAAUGGAUCUGUCUGGAGAAAGAAAUGCCUCGAACUGGUCACUUUCAUUUUUUCUCUUUUCUCUUCCCACUUCCCAAAUGGAGGGAUGUACUUCUCUUGGAACACUAAAGAAAGUAAUCUGCCUGUCCAUGUUUGCCUAUACUUUCCUGCUUGCAUACAAUCUCCCCUACCUUUUAUUGCCUAAGAAAUGCUGUAAAAUGGUAGACAGAAAAGGUAGGUAGCCUUUUGUUGACUAGUUUUAGCAGUUUGAGGGUAGGGCUUCAUUGGGGCACUUCUGUCGUCUCAGGAAUGUGUCUGUGAUGUAUCAAAUUCCUGGAAGGCAUUGGGUACUUGAACUGCUGCUGCCGUGGUGGUGGUCCUCCAGUGGACUAGACUAGAGGAACCAGUGGGUAGCAACCAAACUGCUCAAACACAAAAGCCUCUGACUAGUUUCUGGUAUUCCACAUACCGCUCCCUGCAGCCACUCAUACUGCAGCCUAUGAAAUUUUCUCAACCUUCGGCAACCGUUUUUGUGGGGGUGCUGCAGACAGGAGAAAGGGGCGGGGGAUAUGGGCUUACUUUAGUGCAAGAUCUGGAUUCUCCCCAGUGUGGCCAGUGGAGCCACAGUGAAAAGAUCCACAAAACCCUGUGUUUUAUGGUAGCCUUAUAUGUGUGACUUAACUGAGAUAACUGAAUGCCUGAAUGUACGUGAAGCCUCUGCUUUUUUGCCUGAAACAUAAAUAAUAAUCUGAGUUGAUGCUCAGUGUUGGUUCUGUAAACUCACUGGCCACUUUUGUAUUUGUAUACUGAUUUGUGGAUUGUUUUAAGAGACUGCAGAUCUUGCUAAUCACACAGUUCAAUCUGUAGAGGGCAGCAGUAAUCCAGCCCAUAGUUUAUGGCCUGUUCCUCAAAUAAAAGGCCUUUGCUGUG
Hemicordylus capensis (graceful crag lizard) is the source of this 2593-nucleotide messenger RNA. It is a transcript of the gene COPRS, whose product is annotated as coordinator of PRMT5 and differentiation stimulator. Gene Ontology annotation, molecular function: histone binding. Gene Ontology annotation, cellular component: nucleus. The transcript is spliced from 5 exons. The record is from RefSeq and is a predicted model, not a curated record. NCBI's taxonomy places the organism in Eukaryota, Metazoa, Chordata, Lepidosauria, Squamata, Cordylidae. The coding region runs from base 459 to 995 and encodes 178 amino acids.